AUGAAAUUCAGAAACCUUGAUAUGAAAAUUGUUUCAGCCGGCAAUCUUCCAAAAGUUCGGCGUUUCUUGAAGAUGAAAGUCUAUGCCGAGGUUUACUUCAACGGAGAGCCCAAAACAAGCAUCCGAACCACCGUGGACAUGGCUGGAGAGAGGAACCCUAAAUGGGACCUCCAGCUCAAUUACACCAUCAACAAGGCCUCUCUCCGCAAGCCCGGGCUGGAGGUAGUGGUGAAGCUCUACUGCAAGAGAACUCGGGGAGACAAGUACAUCGGUGAAGUCAAUAUACCGGUCAAGGCCCUCUUCACCAGGCGUAGGGCUGGUCAAGAGGCGAGCUUCGAUGUAGCUGGGACCGAAAAUGGGAAGCUCAACAUUUUGUAUAGUUUUGGGAGGAUGUUUAGGGAUGAGGAGCCCUCCUGUUGGGUAGAGGCGAUCAGGGCCGGGCUCAGGGUCUUGUUCGUGGUGAUGGUACAGGGUACGUGGUUCGCCUUGUCUGGAGGCAUCUAA
Salvia hispanica is the source of this 504-nucleotide messenger RNA. The record is from RefSeq and is a predicted model, not a curated record. Lineage: Eukaryota; Viridiplantae; Streptophyta; Magnoliopsida; Lamiales; Lamiaceae.